Molecule: messenger RNA, 1029 nt
Organism: Marasmius oreades (fairy-ring Marasmius)
Lineage: Eukaryota; Fungi; Basidiomycota; Agaricomycetes; Agaricales; Marasmiaceae
Exons: 3
Coding region: 1-1029 (342 amino acids)
Source: RefSeq, a predicted model, not a curated record
AUGACUCCAGCACCGCGACAAAGCACAAUUUAUGAUUUGACAGGUUUGCGCCUUCAUCCAGAUGGAACUCGAGUUCUUCAGACGGAAAACAACAGAAGACUUCGCGUAGCAAAACAAUCUGCUCGCGAUAUUCAAGGAAACUGGAUUGCCAGCGACGCAGGGGGUUCAGGUCGUGUAACAAGAUACAGGACAUUUCGACAGAAGGGAAAGGAGCGUGCAGAAAGUGGUGAUACAGAGAACCCCGGAGAAAACGAACAACAGUCUGAAGAGGACGAGGAACCCGUCAAAGACUAUCGAGCGAUUAAGCGAAGGAAAUUCGAACACGAUCAUGAUUUUAUUAGUCCGUCUUCUAUACACCAAUACACUGCAAAAGCCUUACCAGAAGAAGGAAAUGAAAGUCCCGUUGUGCCUUUACCAUCAUCCGACCUUUUGAAGUGCAUACACUUUAUGACUAGCCAGUACUACCAUGAACGAGGCCAGUUAUUGAACUCUUCCCGAGAGUAUCGAAGGCAGCGGAAGCUACGACAGUCAGCGAAGCUAUUGUCCAAAACAUUGGAUAACUCAGAGCAGGCGCGUGAUGACAGUCAUCAAUCUUCGUCUGAGAGCGGCCAGGAAGAAGAUCAAGUCUCCGGGGAGGAUGAAAUGGAAUCGAGUAACGAAGAAGAUGUCAGAGAUGAGGAAAAAUCUAAAGGCAUCGCUAAGAAGAAACGGAAGGGAGGAGACCGGCAUCCCGUCAUUGAUAUGUACCGAACCAUGAAUGGAUCUGCGUUGAUGGCACUAGGGAUGAUCGUGCAAGAACAUAUAGCAGAGAGUCUCAAGAGUCGAAUACCUGGCGAUUGGGAAGCUGGGCUUCAGACCUUUGAGUCUGAUAUCGAGGAAACGGAAGAGAUUCAGAUCGAGAAAGACCUGGAAGCGCCAACAGAGGAAGAAGAGGACGAGGAAGUGCAGAAUACUCAGGCGACUCUCGUAGAGGGAAAUACCUCGCGACCAAAGUCGUUUGAUGAAGUCUCCGAUUCCAGUGAAAGUUGA